CUUUUAUUGAUUGUGAUUUUAGUGUUUCUCUGAUUGAGAUUGUUUUUAGUGAAUUAGUUUAGAAAAAUUGGAAAACCAAGGAAAACAUUUAACCCUUUAGGUGGGUCAUUGUUUGGUUGAGACUCUCGGAGAUUUUGAUUAACUAUGAUUUAAUUGUUAGUCUUCAAUUUUGUUUGAUUGUUAUUGUUUUUUUGUGAUUAACUUGUGCAAUUGUGUUGAGUUAAUUUUCUGGUGGUUUUAUGAUUCUAAAGGUAAUCAAUGAUAAUUGUUGGCUUGGAAGCAAUAACUCUGCUAUUUUCCCUGCUCAAAGGAAGGACAAGGUUAUUCAUUGAUCAGUAUUGUAAUUUUCUCUCCAUUAUAAUUCCCAAAAAGAUAAUUGGUACUUUCAUAAUUAUUGUUUUAAACGUUUCCAAUAUGAAGGUAAACCCCAUGGAUUCUCAUUUGUUUCAUCAUUUUCCAUUUGGCUGAUGUUCCAUUGUCUCCAAUAAAACCCAUUGAAACUCACCAGUUACUCAUUUGAUUUAAUCAAUCUAAUCAUACGAGUCAUAAUUAACGCCUUGCUAACAUAAUAUUAAAACAUCAUUAAGAUGUGAAAAAUAUGAGAGAAAAAACUGUAUAUAAAUUGUCACUCAAAUGAUAAUUUCAUUACAUUGACUACUUUUGGCUUGUGGAUAACGUUUCGGCUUAGUUUAUGUAUGUGAUUCAGACCUUUGUUAUUAACCAUGAUCAAGUUAAUCUCCACUAUUUUCCUGAUUUCUUUAGGUUUCGUGACAAUCUCUGCAGAUCCUGAUUGUACCAAAGCUGAAGAAAUGCUUGAAUCUUGUGGUAUGCAUUUGGCUCUAUUGGAAGAUUCUGAGAUUCCAAUUCCAACUAAUGAUGCUGAAAUGAUUGAUCAUUGUGGAAAAAUGUUUUCCAAUCUUGAUUGUAUUCGCGAUUUUAACAAAAAGUGUCUCAAACCUUUUCCCAAAACACUAUUCGGGAUGUUCGGCCAUGAUUUGAAAAAGAUAUUCAAACACCGAUGUGAACAACCGGAACAUCGAGCAGAAUUUUUGAAACAUGUUGAAUGUCUUAGACAUAGAGACAAACUUGGUCCAAUAAUUAGCUGCAAGACCAAUUUUAUCGGUCAACUUGAAUGGAUCACUGGUAAUGUGGCCAAACCUGAACAAACGGUAGCGUCUUGUUGUGCCUUCCAUCAGGCUCAUCAAUGUUUCAGUGAAAAAAUCGAAGAGGUUUGUCAUCCAAUCACCGGAUCGGGGACAAAGGAAUAUAUUGACGAAGUUAUCGAAUCGACGGCCACCGAGGCGAUUGAUUAUGCUUGUGGAAAGUAUAAAACUCUUGACCAUUGUCACGAGUUCUUGGACAAAUCAAUCUGGGAUAAACUGUUCGAAAUAGGAAAAGAUGCCGCUGCCGCUGGUGUCACUAUUCACCAUCGAACUACAAUAACCGCUAUGGUAGAACUUUUCAAUCAAUUCGAAGGAGCAAGAAAAAGACGAUCAUUAUUGAUCUAAAUUAUCUUGAAGAAUCAAAAAUUCUUUCUAUGAUUCAAAUAUCAGAUGAAAGAUCAAUCGGACCAAAACAAUCCAACGGAUAAAAGCAAAGUCAAUUGAUUGUCCAAACAAUCAAGAGAAAAAGAUUUAAAAUCAAACCAUCAUUAACUUGAUUCCCUCCAAAUCCUAUCAUUAACAAUUAACUCAAAUAAACCUCUUCUCUUUUGAUACACUAACAA
This is a messenger RNA of Panonychus citri (citrus red mite), 1726 nucleotides long. RefSeq lists its product as uncharacterized. NCBI's taxonomy places the organism in Eukaryota, Metazoa, Arthropoda, Arachnida, Trombidiformes, Tetranychidae. The record is from RefSeq and is a predicted model, not a curated record. The transcript is spliced from 7 exons. The coding region runs from base 723 to 1508 and encodes 261 amino acids.